AUGGAGCAUUGGCAGCCCCAACCUUGCAACAGGAGCCACACCAAGACCUCCUGUGCCCCAGAAUGGCACAUUGGCAGCCCCAACCCUGCAACAGGAGCCACACCAAGACCUCCUGUGCCCCAGAAUGGAGCAUUGGCAGCCCCAACCCUGCAACAGGAGCCACACCAAGACCUCCUGUGCCCCAGAAUGGCGCAUUGGCAGCCCCAACCCUGCAACAAGAGCCACACCAAGACCUCCUGUGGCCCAGAAUGGCGCAUUGGCAGCCCCAACCCUGCAACAAGAGCCACACCAAGAUCUCCUGUGCCCCAGAAUGGCGCAUUGGCAGCCCCAACCCUGCAACAGGAGCCACACCAAGACCUCCUGUGCCCCAGAAUGGCGCAUUGGCAGCCCCAACCCUGCAACAGGAGCCACACCAAGACCUCCUGUGCCCCAGAAUGGCACAUUGGCAGCCCCAACCCUGCAACAGGAGUCACACCAAGACCUCCUGUGCCCCAGAAUGGCGCAUUGGCAGCCCCAACCCUGCAACAAGAGCCAAACCAAGACCUCCUGUGCCCCAGAAUGGCGCAUUGGCAGCAACAACCCUGCAACAGGAGCCACACCAAGACCUCCUGUGCCCCAGAAUGGCGCAUUGGCAGCCCCAACCCUGCAACAGGAGCCACACCAAGACCUCCUGUGCCCCAGAAUGGCGCAUUGGCAGCCCCAACCCUGCAACAGGAGCCACACCAAGACCUCCUGUGCCCCAGAAUGGCGCAUUGGCAGCCCCAACCCUGCAACAGGAGCCACACCAAGACCUCCUGUGCCCCAGAAUGGCGCAUUGGCAGCCCCAACCCUGCAACAGGAGCCACACCAAGACCUCCUGUGCCCCAGAAUGGCGCAUUGGCAGCCCCAACCCUGCAACAGGAGCCACACCAAGACCUCCUGUGCCCCAGAAUGGCGCAUUGGCAGCCCCAACCCUGCAACAGGAGCCACACCAAGACCUCCUGUGCCCCAGAAUGGUGCAUUGGCAGCCCCAACCCUGCAACAGGAGCCACACCAAGACCUCCUGUGCCCCAGAAUGGCGCAUUGGCAGCCCCAACCCUGCAACAGGAGCCACACCAAGACCUCCUGUGCCCCAGAAUGGCGCAUUGGCAGCCCCAACCCUGCAACAGGAGCCACACCAAGACCUCCUGUGCCCCAGAAUGGCGCAUUGGCAGCCCCAACCCUGCAACAGGAGCCACACCAAGACCUCCUGUGCCCCAGAAUGGCGCAUUGGCAGCCCCAACCCUGCAACAGGAGCCACACCAAGACCUCCUGUGCCCCAGAAUGGCACAUUGGCAGCCCCAACCCUGCAACAGGAGUCACACCAAGACCUCCUGUGCCCCAGAAUGGCGCAUUGGCAGCCCCAACCCUGCAACAGGAGCCACACCAAGACCUCCUGUGCCCCAGAAUGGCGCAUUGGCAGCCCCAACCCUGCAACAGGAGCCACACCAAGACCUCCUGUGCCCCAGAAUGGCGCAUUGGCAGCCCCAACCCUGCAACAGGAGCCACACCAAGACCUCCUGUGCCCCAGAAUGGCACAUUGGCAGCCCCAACCCUGCAACAGGAGCCACACCAAGACCUCCUGUGCCCCAGAAUGGCGCAUUGGCAGCCCCAACCCUGCAACAGGAGCCACACCAAGACCUCCUGUGCCCCAGAAUGGCGCAUUGGCAGCCCCAACCCUGCAACAGGAGCCACACCAAGACCUCCUGUGCCCCAGAAUGGCACAUUGGCAGCCCCAACCCUGCAACAGGAGCCACACCAAGACCUCCUGUGCCCCAGAAUGGCGCAUUGGCAGCCCCAACCCUGCAACAGGAGCCACACCAAGACCUCCUGUGCCCCAGAAUGGCACAUUGGCAGCCCCAACCCUGCAAAAGGAGUCACACCAAGACCUCCUGUGCCCCAGAAUGGCGCAUUGGCAGCCCCAACCCUGCAACAGGAGCCACACCAAGACCUCCUGUGCCCCAGAAUGGCGCAUUGGCAGCCCCAACCCUGCAACAGGAGCCACACCAAGACCUCCUGUGCCCCAGAAUGGCGCAUUGGCAGCCCCAACCCUGCAACAGGAGCCACACCAAGACCUCCUGUGCCCCAGAAUGGCGCAUUGGCAGCCCCAACCCUGCAACAGGAGCCACACCAAGACCUCCUGUGCCCCAGAAUGGCACAUUGGCAGCCCCAACCCUGCAACAGGAGUCACACCAAGACCUCCUGUGCCCCAGAAUGGCACAUUGGCAGCCCCAACCCUGCAACAAGAGCCACACCAAGACCUCCUGUGCCCCAGAAUGGCGCAUUGGCAGCCCCAACCCUGCAACAGGAGCCACACCAAGACCUCCUGUGCCCCAGAAUGGCGCAUUGGCAGCCCCAACCCUGCAACAGGAGCCACACCAAGACCUCCUGUGCCCCAGAAUGGCGCAUUGGCAGCCCCAACCCUGCAACAGGAGCCACACCAAGACCUCCUGUGCCCCAGAAUGGCGCAUUGGCAGCCCCAACCCUGCAACAGGAGCCACACCAAGACCUCCUGUGCCCCAGAAUGGCACAUUGGCAGCCCCAACCCUGCAACAAGAGCCACACCAAGACCUCCUGUGCCCAAGAAUGGCACAUUGGCAGCCCCAACCCUGCAACAGGAGCCACACCAAGACCUCCUGUGCCCCAGAAUGGCGCAUUGGCAGCCCCAACACUGCAACAGGAGCCACACCAAGACCUCCUGUGCCCCAGAAUGGCACAUUGGCAGCCCCAACCCUGCAACAGGAGCCACACCAAGACCUCCUGUGCCCCAGAAUGGCACAUUGGCAGCCCCAACCCUGCAACAAGAGCCACACCAAGACCUCCUGUGCCCAAGAAUGGCACAUUGGCAGCCCCAACCCUGCAACAGGAGCCACACCAAGACCUCCUGUGCCCCAGAAUGGCGCAUUGGCAGCCCCAACACUGCAACAGGAGCCACACCAAAACCCCAGAAUGGCACAUUGGCAGCCACUUCGGUACCCUGCAGCUGCUCCACUUUUUGGGGGCGGGAGCUUCAUCCGGUUGGACUGA
Oncorhynchus kisutch (coho salmon) is the source of this 3045-nucleotide messenger RNA. RefSeq names its product extensin-like. The record is from RefSeq and is a predicted model, not a curated record. Bases 1 to 3045 code for a protein of 1014 amino acids. The transcript has a single exon. NCBI's taxonomy places the organism in Eukaryota, Metazoa, Chordata, Actinopteri, Salmoniformes, Salmonidae.